Molecule: messenger RNA, 4581 nt
Organism: Pteronotus mesoamericanus
Lineage: Eukaryota; Metazoa; Chordata; Mammalia; Chiroptera; Mormoopidae
Gene: ADNP2
Product: ADNP homeobox 2
Exons: 4
Coding region: 88-3573 (1161 amino acids)
Biological process (GO): regulation of gene expression
Cellular component (GO): nucleus
Molecular function (GO): DNA binding
Source: RefSeq, a predicted model, not a curated record
GGAGGCGGGCGCGGGCCCCGGCGGGGCGAGGCGAGAAGCGGCGGGGGACGCGGUGGCGCUCCAGGCGCCCAGCGGAAAAUUUCAAAAAUGUUUCAGAUUCCUGUGGAAAAUCUUGACAACAUCAGGAAGGUACGAAAAAAGGUGAAAGGCAUUCUUGUGGACAUUGGGCUUGACAGCUGCAAGGAGCUGCUGAAGGACCUUAAAGGCUUUGAUCCAGGAGAGAAGUACUUUUAUAACACAUCAUGGGGAGAUAUUUCUCUAUGGGAACCUUCUGGAAAGAAAGCGAGAUACCGAACAAAGCCAUACUGUUGUGGCCUCUGUAAAUAUUCUACAAAAGUGCUGGCUUCGUUCAAAAAUCAUUUACAUCGCCACCAUGAAGAUGAAAUUGACCAAGAGCUGGUGAUCCCUUGCCCGAACUGUGUGUUUUCCUCUCAGCCCAAAGUGGUGGGACGGCACUUCAGGAUGUUCCACGCGCCGGUUCGGAAAGUGCAGAGCUACACGGUGAACAUCCUGGGCGAGGCGAAGCCGUCCAGGAGCGACGUCAUCAGCUUCACGUGUCUGAAGUGCAACUUCUCCAACACCCUGUACUACAGCAUGAAGAAGCACGUGCUGGUCGCCCACUUCCACCACCUGAUCGGCUCCUACUUUGGCCUGCGAACGGAGGAAGCGGGCGAGCGACCCAGAACCGAUGACCCCCCUUCUGUGGAGAAGCCGCCGCCCGCUGACAAGUAUUUCUGUAAAAAAUGCAGCGCCAAUGCCAGCAGCCAGGAUGCAUUGAUGUAUCAUAUUUUGACAUCGGAUAUACACCGGGAUUUGGAGAACAAGCUCAGGUCCGUGAUUUCAGAGCACAUCAAGAAGACUGGACCUCUGAAGCAGAUGCACAUCGCCCCCAAGCCAGCUGCACACCUGGCCGUCCCACCGAGCAGCCCCGCCCCCGGCGUCCCCGCUGCCUCCCCUUGCUUUCGUCUCGCCUUGCCGCCAAGCAGUCAGGGCCAGGCCGUCGUCCAGCCCGGUCAGGGCGCGGUCCAGCCGGUGGCGGUGACCUCAGGCGCCUCCGGAAGCCUCACCCACUCUCCGCCCUCUGCUGCCCAGUCCCACGUAACUCUGGUCUCCAGUCCCCUGCCCGGGGGCCAGAGCGGUCUCACUCUGCCCCCCGCGGCGCCGCAGCCUGUCUUCCUGUCUCCUGGAGCCCCGCUUCCCCAGCCGGCAAACCCUCCCGUGUUGCCCCUGAGUCGGCCGGCGGGGCCUGUGAGCAAGUCUGUGGGAACGGGCGUCCUCCCCGUGAGCCAGCCCACCCGCCCCGGGGUCCUUCCCCUCAACCGGCCUGGGGGGCCUGGGGGGCCUGCGGGCCGCCCCGUCGGGUCCGGGGUUCUUGCGGUGAGCAGACCCGUCGCGCCCGCCGUCCUGCCGGUCAGCCCCUCGGUCACGCCCGGCGUCCUCCAGGCGGUCUCACCGGGGGUCAUUUCCGUGAGCCGGACGGUCCCGUCGGGUGUCCUCCCUGCCGGCCAGAUGACCCCUGCCGGGGUCAUCCCUUCAGGACAGACGGCGACUUCGGGGGUUCUCCCUGCUGGCCAGGUGGUCCAGUCGGGGGUUCUCCCCGUCGGCCAGACUGCCCCGGCAGGGGUUCUUCCCCCUGGGCUGACGGUCCCGCCGCGGCCGCUCCCCCCUGGCCAGACGGUCCCGCUGCGGGUUCUCCCUGCGGGCCAGGCGGUGCCCCCCGGGCUCCUCCCUCCCGGCCAGACGGUCUCGCCCAGCCUCCUCCCUGGGGGCCAGGGCGUGAACCCCAGCGUGCUGCGUCUCAGUCAGCCGGUCGUGUCGGGGGUUCUUCCGAUGAGCCAGCCGGGGAGGCCGGGUGUCCUGCAGCUCAAUCAGGCUGUGACCACCAGUGUCCUGCCCGCAAGUCAACCGGUGAGACCUGGUGCUUCCCAGAACACCACCUUUCUGACGUCAGGCUCCAUUCUCCGGCAGCUGAUACCUACAGGGAAGCAGGUGAACGGGAUUCCCACCUACACACUUGCCCCAGUGUCCGUCACGUUGCCUGUGCCGCCUGCAGGCGUUGCAGGUGUCACCCCGCCCCAGGUGCCCAUCCAGCUCCUGCAGUCGGGCGCGGCCGCCCAGAUGGCCGGCCCCGUGGCCGGCGUGCCCUCCCCGCCGGUGGUGGUGAACGCGGCUCCGAGCGUGUUCCUGCAGCCCUCCUCCCCGGUGGCAGAGGCGAGCCCGGGGCUCAAACAGGCGAAGCAGUGGAAAACCUGUCCAGUGUGCAACGAGCUCUUCCCUUCCAACGUCUACCAGGUCCACAUGGAAGUGGCUCAUAAGCACAGCGAGUCCAAAGCUGUUGAAAAACUGGAGCCGGAAAAGCUGGCAGCAUGUGCGCCGUUUCUGAAGUGGAUGAGGGAGAAGACGGUUCGGUGCCUCUCCUGCAAGUGCCUGGUCUCGGAGGAGGAGCUCAUGCACCACCUGCUGAUGCACGGCCUGGGCUGCCUGUUCUGUCCACGCACUUUCCAUGACAUCCGGGGCCUCUCGGAGCACAGCAGGACCACGCACCUGGGGAAGAAGAAGUUACCUGUGGAUUACAGUAACAAAGGCUUCCAGCUGGACAUCGAUGCCAACGGCAACCUGCUGUUCCCCCACCUUGACUUCAUCACCACGCUGCCAAAGGAGGAGCUGGGGGAGCGGGAAGUCUACCUGGCGAUACUGGCCGGCAUACACUCCAAGUCGCUCGUGCCCGUGUACGUCAAGGUGAGGCCGCAGGCCGGGGGCCCGCCUGGGGGCCCCAGCCGGCAGGCGCUGACCUGCCCUUUCUGCUUUGGCACCUUUCUGACAACCGAGGCGUAUGAGCUGCAUUUGAAGGACAGGCACCACAUCACCCCGACAGUGCACACGAUUCUGAAAUCUCCCGCUUUCAAGUGCAUCCACUGCUGCGGGGUUUACACUGGAAACAUGACCCUGGCGGCCAUCGCCAUCCACCUGCUGCGCUGCAGGAGUGCCCCGAAGGACAGCAGCUCGGACCUGCAGGGGCAGCCGGGCUUCAUCGAGAACGGCGAGCUGCUGCUGGUCAACGGCGAGGUUGUGCACGACGCCAGCUUCCCCGUGAAAAGGAAGCUGCCGGACGGCCACGCGGGGGCCGAAGACCAGCGGGAAGGGGAGCCGCGGCCUCCGGUCAUAAACACGGAAGCGGCCCCGGCUCCGGAGAAGGUAACGAGUGUCGUGCCUUUUAAACGACAGAGGAACGAGAGCAGGACGGAGGGACCGCUGGUGGUUAACGACGACGCGCUUCAGAUUUUAGCGUUAAAUCCCAAGAAGUACGAAGACCGUUCUUAUGAAGAGAAGAAGCAAUUUCUUAAGGAUUAUUUCCACAAGAGACCAUAUCCUAGUAAAAAGGAAAUAGAGCUGCUAUCCUCACUCUUGUGGGUGUGGAAAAUUGAUGUGGCUUCAUUUUUUGGGAAAAGAAGGUAUAUUUGCAUGAAAGCAAUAAAAAGUCACAAGCCUUCUGUCCUUUUGGGCUUUGACAUGUCUGAACUUAAAAACGUUAAACACAGGUUGAACUUUGAGUAUGUACCACAAAACUUGUAAGAAAGAAAUUAGGAAAGUAGUAGUUUUUACAAUUGAGAUUUUUUUAAAAUGUUAUUUUCUUCACUGUAUGUUGAACUAAUCAAUUUCAGUGGUCUUUAUGCUGCUCUUUAGAUGUAUUUCAGGUGCUGAGCAAGACUUCCAUAUGAAGACGUGAUAGUUCAUUCAAAGUUACUAUUCGCUGCAUUUGGAUUUUGUUAGUUAUUUUUAGUUUUUUUUCCUCUGUCAAGUAAAUUAAAUAUUUCGAUGUUUCAUGCACGCCUUGCUUUCCCAGUAGUGUCAGGAUUGUACGAUAAAAAUUGAAAUCUACGUUUCUUUUUUCAUUUAAGGAAAUUUCAGCUUGUCUCAGAAUUCUUAAUUAACUGCAAAUUAACGCUUUGGUCUCCCUCAGCUUCACAUGUAGCUGCAAGUGAUGCAGUGGACGUUCAGCGAUGUGAGCGCAGACCCUGUGACGUGUGCGGCUCCCACAGGCGCACGGCAUCCACUCUGCUGAUUACUUCCUUGUGAGAUACUUGCUUAUUGGGUUAUAAUUUUCAUUUACUUUAUUUCAGGCUUGUCCCAGCCAUUUUUCAUCGUAACUCAUAGAAAAUCCAGUGUUUUCAUUCGUUAAAAAAUACCUGAACUCUGGUAUUUUAGCUCAUAAGUCAAGAGUUAUUUUACAAAAAAAAGUAAUUCUGUAGGUACAGAAAUACUUUUCAGUGUAGACUAUCCCUCUUUUUGAUAUGGUGAUAAGUCAUGUUUCCAUUCAAAGGUGGGACAAUAAAUCUUUAGUGCCUUUAGAGUGAACACUGAAAAUACACAAACCCUUCUACUAACCUAGCUGUUAAACCAUGAAAGGGAGGACAAGGACCAAGUUACUCAGGAAUAAAAUUUUUACCCCUGAGUGGAUACUGAAGUGGAAAGGUAGGUUUUCAGGGGCGAGGGGAAGCCAGCAGACCAAGAGCUGAGUCCCGUGGUUGGGGCGUGUGUUUUUGACAGUCCCUAGGAGUCGGCCUGUCUCUCCAGGGGAAA